Xylaria bambusicola is the source of this 417-nucleotide messenger RNA. RefSeq names its product like-Sm domain-containing protein. NCBI's taxonomy places the organism in Eukaryota, Fungi, Ascomycota, Sordariomycetes, Xylariales, Xylariaceae. Gene Ontology annotation, molecular function: RNA binding. The record is from RefSeq and is a predicted model, not a curated record. The transcript has 3 exons. Gene Ontology annotation, biological process: nuclear-transcribed mRNA catabolic process; mRNA splicing, via spliceosome. The coding region runs from base 1 to 417 and encodes 138 amino acids. Gene Ontology annotation, cellular component: spliceosomal tri-snRNP complex; catalytic step 2 spliceosome; U12-type spliceosomal complex.
AUGUCCGAGCGUGGGCAUCACCGCGGCGGCCGAGGGGGUGGUGGUCACUAUCGCGGAGGACGCGGUGGAAGGGGAGGCAGAGGGGGGCACGGCGGGGAAUCGGCCGGCACUGGCACCCCUCAGGAGCGGGAACGCCCCAAGAAGGAGAAUAUACUCGAUCUCAGCAAGUACAUGGACAAGAAGAUUACCGUCAAGUUCAACGGAGGACGCGAAGUCACUGGCACGCUGAAGGGAUACGACGCGCUCAUGAAUCUCGUCUUGGAUGAUGUACAAGAGGUCAUGCGAGACGAAGAAGGCAAGGAAGCCACGAGGUCUCUUGGACUCGUGGUGGCUCGCGGCACCCUAUUAGUGGUCAUCAGCCCCGUAGAUGGCAGCGAAGAAAUAGAGAAUCCAUUCGCACAACAAGGCGACGAUUGA